Molecule: messenger RNA, 2224 nt
Organism: Sitophilus oryzae (rice weevil)
Lineage: Eukaryota; Metazoa; Arthropoda; Insecta; Coleoptera; Curculionidae
Exons: 7
Coding region: 420-2030 (536 amino acids)
Source: RefSeq, a predicted model, not a curated record
AAGAGAGAGCGAUGUGAACAAGGCAAUGGUUUACAGUAAAAUGAUCUAAUACUUCAAUCUUUACGGCUUCCUCUCAUGAUGUCAUGCUUUUGUUUUUCUAGAAGAUGAAUUAUUGUGAUAAAUAUUUAAGUAAAAUAAAAUAAAUCAAACUUGGUGAAAAAUACAUUGUGCAACAUUUAUUCCUUAUCGGAGUUUGCGGUCGGUAUUAUUUUUAAUCAGCCUUGGCGGUUUCCGGUAUGAUGACUAUGAUGUGACGCAUUUGUUUUUCUAGAAUUUUUCCAACAUUGUGCAAUUCUCCUUAUCAGUUUGCGGUUUUCCGGUCUAGCAUUGUACCCAGCAAACAACUCGCAAUUCACAUCAGUCUCUACCUACCUCUCGUUGAAAAUAGUCGAUCCACCGCGCCGUAUAAAAAUAAAAAAAUGUUUCUAUGCAGUGUUUGUGGGAAAUUGUUUUCCUAUAAGAGGAAUUUGACAAGACAUACGAAGAUUUGUAAUGCCGAUCAAAUCAAAAAUGCCACGCCCCAAACCGGCGUGAACGACAGUGCUGGCCCCAGUAAACAUACGUGCGAGAAAUGUUUGAAAUCCUUUAACAGAAAGGAUAAUUUAAAACAACACCGCAGGAUUUGCAAAGGAGCCAUCAACGUCAAUCUGCCUGAAACAAAAAAUUUAGAGACGGUAUCCCUGAAAAGAACAAGCUCUCCUACUAACAUCAAUCAGGCAGAGUCAGAGUCUUCGGUGCCAAAGAGAGCUAGACUUGGUUUCAAUAACGAACACUUGGUAAUGCAGGAGGAAGGUGUUUACUUAGUUAAUACCUCUUACAAAAACCGAAUUGCUACAUACCGACUUUUAUCGAAAAAAGAUCCUAUCAGCGUUAAUGAUUUUUUAGCUAAUCUCCGCGAAAAAAUCAUUUCGCUGGUAAGAUGCCAAAUCGAAAGGUUUGGCAAUGUGAAAGUCGGUAUGGAGCUUUUCGGGCGUUUCCUCCUGCAGACAAAGGAGGUGCAAGAGACCAAGUCCUUUGGCUCGCGUUUCAGGGAGGCAAGUCAGGGCACCGAUUUGGAGGAGUUGUUUGAUCAGUUCACCACUAUCAUUAAGCGGAGAUUCCAGGAGUUCAAUGAAAAAGAUAGUGGUUGGACUCUUCAGCAACUCCUUCACGUAGAUGUAAGGGUAAAUAAAAUCAACCCACUAAAAGCCUCAUCUUAUAUACCAUUACCGAAGGAAAUAGAAGCGAAAAGGGCUGUGUUGAACAUACAAAACACUGACCAGAAAUGUUUUGUAUGGUCGGUUUUAGCCGCCUUUCACCCAGUUCCCCGAACUCAGAACGCCAACCGAGUCCAGAAUUAUCAAUCUUUCGAGCAGGAAUUGGAUGUGUCAGGUAUAGAUUUUCCGAUAUCUUUGAAACAGGUGUCAAAAUUCGAACAACUUAAUAAUAUUUCUAUUAAUGUUUAUGGACUCGAGAAGGGUUAUAAACAUGAUAGGAAUAUUAUUGAAGUUGUUGGUCCUUUGUAUUUUACUAGAUCUCAUAAGGCAGAUAGACAUGUGAAUUUGUUAUUAAUCAGUGAUGAUUCUGGAAAUAAUCAUUAUUGUUUAAUAAGAAAUAUGUCUCGCCUAAUCUCACAGCAACUUUCAGGCAAACAACAUUCAAAAUUCUUAUGCGAUGGUUGCUUGGUUUAUUUUUCUUCAGAUAUUAAAUUAGAAAAUCAUCAAAAAUACGAUUGUGGUCAUGUUGUAGUUGAAACUCCUUCGGAUAAUUUAAAGAAAAAUAAAUAUGGUGAAAACAUUCCCGAGAAUAUCCUUAAAUUUACGAAUUUCGAACGAAAAUUAAAAGUACCUUUUGUUGUAUACGCUGAUUUUGAAACUAUUUUGGAACCUAUACAAACAGAGCAAAACGAGCUGGAUCCUGAAAUUUCCUAUACGGUGAAAACACACCAACACGUUCCUUAUUCUUUUGCCUAUUACAUAAAUUCGAUUUUGAUAAUUCUCAGUCGAUUUUCAAGACUUUUAGAGGACCUGAUGCACAUAAAGUUUUCAUAGAUUGGUUAGAGACUGAUUGUAAAUCAAUCUACAAUCGAUUUAUGAAAAAUAUUGUAUCCAUGUCUCCUCUCAGUAGCGUACAAGAAGCUGAGUUUUAUCAGAUGACGCAUUGUCAUAUUUGCGAAAGACCGUUUAAUGUGGAAGAUGACAGAGUAAGGGACCACUGUCAUCUGACAGGAAAAUAUCGAGGUGCG